Hylaeus anthracinus is the source of this 8883-nucleotide messenger RNA. RefSeq names its product serine-protein kinase ATM (gene tefu). Gene Ontology annotation, biological process: DNA repair. The transcript has 18 exons. Lineage: Eukaryota; Metazoa; Arthropoda; Insecta; Hymenoptera; Colletidae. Gene Ontology annotation, molecular function: protein binding; protein serine/threonine kinase activity. The record is from RefSeq and is a predicted model, not a curated record. The coding region runs from base 232 to 8850 and encodes 2872 amino acids.
CUCUAGUAUCUACUGCGGUCAGCUUCACCUUCACGUGGCUUCGCAUACGUAUUACGCAGUUUGUAUAGUUUUCGCGUUUUCGCGCGGGAAUGUUGUGCUAGCUUUGCGCUUGCGCAGAAACCACCAAAACAUCAUGCCAGCGACUGUUGCCGACGUUGAUAGUGAAUCUCAGUGAAUCUUUCAACGCAUUUAAAAGAUCACAAAAGAUGUAACGGGAUCUAACUGAUAAAAAUGUCUGUAUAUUCUGAAAGAAUACAAGAAUUAUUAAAAAGUGCAACAACUACAAAAAUUACAGAGAGGAGAAAAUGCGUUGUAGAAUUGUUGGAAUUAUAUGAAAAUGAAGAAGCGGUAAAUGAGAUACAUAGAAGCACAGAACAAAAUGUAAAAGGUGUUGUGAAUUGGUCGUAUAUUGUACAUACUGUACAUAAACUAUUGAUAAAUGAAACAAGUAGAUUUGCUACUAAGGAAAAGAGUAACAAAGCAACACUUACAGAAAGACAAAAUAUAUGUAUGCUUGUACGAAAAACGAUUCAACAUGCAAAUUGUUACAAAAUACCACUUAUAAAGUGCAAAGACAUAAUGCCUUUAAUCUUGCAAGUUCUAGGGACAAAAACUUAUGAAUAUUAUCAUGAAACUUAUACGGGUAUACUGGUUACAUAUAUACUUCCAUUUAAAAUAUAUCAGGCAAAGAUGUUACCUGAACAGUGGCAAGAAUUAUUGAAGAUAUGCAUACACUUGUAUGAAAAUGUAUCUUCACUUACAAAUAAACGAACUAUAUUAGAUGCUUUACAAAUGAUUGUAUAUUUUGGUUGCAUUCACUCAAAUCUACUUCUUCACCUAAAAAGGAUAUUAUUGUUUUUAGAGAAUGUUUUUCUUGAUGUGAAAACAAAUCAAGAAAUCUUAGCAGAAUCCGCUUAUAAACUUACGAACACGGUAUGUCAACAAAUUGCAACUGAAUAUAGGAUUAUGCUUUGUCAAUUUAGCGAAAAUAUUUUGCCAAACAUAAUUAGUUUAAAAAGUUCAUCAGAGAAAUACAAACUUUUAUUACUUUUUAUUAAAAUUCAUCAUCCUAAAGGAAGAUGUAAAGUCUGUGAUGGAGCUUAUGCUGAUAAUUGGGAGAAGUGGCACACGAUACUCAAAAGUAUAUAUUUAAUGAUCUUAAAAGAUCUUAAAGUGGAUGUACUUUCCGAAAGUUUUAUUUAUCUUGCAAGCGAAGUUUUUAAACAAAUGUUAGAAAAUCCCAACAUUAUCAUUGAAAAAACAUCGUACAACGAAUGUGAUUAUACGCAAUCGGCGAAACGAAGACGAAUUGCUAUAAAAAUUGAUGGAUUAGUUAAUUUGGUCAUGGAUAAUAAUGCGCAAGAAGCAUGGCCAAUGAUACAAAUAUUAAUAGUGUUACUCAAACAAUAUCCCGAAUGUUUAAAAUCAGAAGACCUUACAGCAUUUUUGAAAAUCCUAGUAGAUUUUCUUACGCAGUCUUGUAAAGAAGAAGUUAUUAUGGAUAAUUUAUACGAAUUGGCUGCUGUUUUGCUAGUAAAUGAAAAAAUGUUUUCAGUAAUCGAUAUGGAAAACUCAAAUAUUUAUUGGGAUAAAAUAUGGGAUAUAUUGUUAAGGUCUCUAAAUGUAAAUCAAAACGAAACAUCAACUCACAAACUUACCCAACUCUUUAUAAUAAAUAAUAAAAUAACUAAUCCAAAUGCACUUUUAAAGCUGUAUCUCACAAAUGUUAUUAAGUGGUCUAUCAUGAGUAUUCGCACAUUAGCAAUACUUUGCGAAUAUUUAUCAUUGCCAACUGAUAUUACAAUGGUUAAUAUAAAUAUGUGCUCGCCAACGAUGAAUUCAAAUUCUGUCAGAUUGUGCUUGCUAAAGUGGGCAUUAGAUAUACCCUGGCAUAAGAUAGCAAUACAAAUAGUAAUCGACGAGUUAUGUUUACUGUUGAUUAAUAUCGCAGUAAAGUCAAGGCAUGAAAAACACAUAAAAUUUGACGAACAGAGUAUCAAUAAUUCAUGCGAUUGUUUAAAGAAGGAAAAAUAUAUCGAACCUUCUUAUGAGGAUAUCGAGUAUUGCUAUUUAUUACUAACGUAUAACAGGGAUUUAUUAAUUGAAAAAGAGAAAAAAACUGUUCAACAGAACACAAAAGUAAAUGAGCAUAUAUUGUACGUGCCAAGUAUUGUUACGUCUUUAAUGAACAGUUUAUGUGACAUAAUUGAUGAAAGUAAUGGAGGCGAUGAUUUAUAUAUAAUGAUUAUAAAAGUUGCUGUUAUAGCAAAAAUAAUAUCAACAAUGAUGCAGUGGAAUAUAAUACCUAUGAAUAUUAACGAAGUGCAUCUUGUAGAUGCUAUGAAACAGUAUUUGGAUCGUAUUUAUACUUUAUUGGCGGAUAUAGAUCCAUUAAGAAGUAAAUACAUCUACCUUCGCAAUGUAACAAAAGCACUUAACAUACUCUAUGAGACAACAUAUAAUAUUAAUGUAACAAACAUAAUUGUCUCAUCUGCAACUCCAGAUAUGUUAAAAAAUAUAUUUAGCUUAAUGAAUAUCGAAGAUAAUGAAAUUGCCGAUUACGAGGCAACUAAAGAUUAUUACAAUGAUUAUGGCUUUUUUCAAGGUAGACGUAAAUCUUUGGAUACAGAAGUUCUGCAUAGAAAACGAUGUAACUUCUGUGACAAAGGUACGAUUAGAAUACAAGCGACAAGAGCUUUAGCAUUGUUUUGUUGUAUGAAUCUAAGACAAGAAAAAUGCGAGAUUCAAAUAAAACUUCUGAAUAAUUUACUUAAAAUAGAGAUGUACGAUCUUUCGCGGACAGUUGAUUUUAGAAUGGCUGUCAUAGUUUUAGAAUCUUUAUCGAAACAUGACAAAGAAGAAUUGUGGAAAAAUCACAAAGAAAUACCGCUGAAAAAUUUAGUGACAUUAUAUCACGAAUGUUGUCUAGAUGAAACUGCCAUUCAUUAUAUAUUAAAAAUUUUGCCAUAUUUUCUUAAGUAUGCUACAGACUAUAAUUGUUACCUAGAAGAGUUAAUGAAUAUUAUUUCUCACUUGAAUAAUCUUCGAUCCAAAAAAGAUUGUGGUUUCCACGUUCAUAUAGCAUUUACUAAAUGUCUUUUAAAAAUUAUUCGUAUCAAUCCUUUUCUUUUUCAUUAUGCAUUACACAGUACUUCAGAUCAAUUAAUGCCAAUAUUUGACAGUGUCUUAUCAUCUCUUGCCAGUCCUUUGUUUAUUAUAAAAUUACAAGCAAUUAAAUGCAUACAAGAAGUAUAUUUUUUAACAAACAUUGCUUUUAAAUGGAAGGAAAAAUUAUUUAUGCAAAUCGAAGAAUUGGUAAAUAAGCUAAUUAUUAGCAAUGAAAAAGUAGACAAUAACAGAAAUACUGAUGAACGAGAGAUCAAAUUCGCAAGUUCUUUACUAGUACUUAGCGCUAUAAUAUCUAGUAACGGAACAUUUCAAUGUUAUGCUUUGUGGACGAUGUUAUGUUUCGUUAUAGACCAAAAGAUAGAAGUUCAAAUAAUACCAAGGGCAUUAAAAAUAAUAACAAACCAAAUAUGUUACACAAGUCUCAUAGAAGACAAUCUAAGUUAUCUAGCGACUCGUUGGUUUCAUUCGAAAUAUUUAUUACAGCCAUUUCCUUGGAAUUUGGUACAAUGCGAAUCUGAAGAAGAAUUUUACAAAAUGUACAUUAAUAUGUUUGCAUUUAUUAAACUUAAAAAUUUCGAACUUUCUAGCAUUACGCCUCUCUGCAAUUACGUGAACUUACCAUUCGAACAAAUUAUUGAAAAUAUUUUUCCACAAAUGUUGCUAUGGUUAUUAUAUAGUAUUAACGAAAACAAUGAAAGUAGUGCAAAAAAAUUAGCAAGUAAAAUGUUUCAUAAAUUAAUAUCAAAUCAAGAUGAAUUCGUUCGAAUAAAAAAAUUUUCUAAUUUGUUUAAUGAUAAAUUUGAAGAGACACUAACAUGUCUUAUUGAAAGAUUACAUGACGAAGAUUAUCUCGAACAAAUGUUAGAAGUUCGAACUUCAUUUCCAAUAUCAGAUCCUCCUCAUUUUAAAAGAGAAGUAAUUGAAACUUGCUUAGAGUAUAUGAGACAACAUUUUUUUGCAGAAGAAAGGUCUGUACAAUAUGUUCUAGCAUGCAAUUGUCCAGAUAUACUGCAAAAAAUAUUAUUACAUUUAGUUAGCAACAUUUACAAAAAGAGAUUUGUGGAACAUAAAGUAAAAGCCUUUCAUCAGUACAUGUUCUUUUGUACAUUAAUUGUUGAAGAGUUGAACGAGAACUAUUUUAAUAAAUUGUCUAUGUAUCUAAUAAAAGAUAUUAGCUACAGUUUACUUCAUAUAAUUAAAGUACAUGAUGAUGUUCUUCUUCAUAUAGCAUGUAAAUAUUUCUAUAAAUUUUUAAAGCAAGUAUUACCUUUAAGAAGCAAAGAGAUUAAAGAAAUUUUGAGUUUCGUAGUCAUAACAUUAAUUUCUAUUGCACAAACAGAAAAAAUGCCAAUAACUUUAGACAUACUUAGUUUUUUAUUAAUCGAUCAAAAAGAGAUAUUAUGCGGUGCAAUAGAAAAGUUAAAUUCAUUUCCAAAUGUUCCUAUUUUUCGAGAAAUCCGUAAUGUCCAUAAUUCUUUAAAGUAUAAAAGGGAAAAGACUUAUAGUCUAGAAGAAGAAGUGCAACAUUUCUUAAAAUCUUUGGUUGAUAAAAACAUAAAUUAUAGCAUAGAAGAUAUUUCACAUUUACGGCUACAGUUAUCAACGAGAAAAGAAGAAUUGCAGAAAUUAUACAAUAAACUUGAAACGAUGCGUGGUUUUGCUGAAGAUUGUGCAUCGAGCAUGUUGCAUCAGUUGAUAUAUAAACUCAUAAAAUUAACAGCAUCUUCCGACGUUGAUGUCUCGCUUGAGGCAUCAAAGUGUCUAGGUGAAUUAGGUCCAAACGAUUUAACAUCAAUGAUAUUAUAUUUAGAAAAAAGUCACGUUAAAGAAACUUCUGAUUUAAUAGAAAUAUUAUCUUACAAAAUAGUAAGCAAAUUGUUACAAUUUAUAUUUCAAAGUGAUAUAGAACUUCGAAAAGUUAGUGCCAACGCGCUUUAUGUUAUAUUGUCAUCUCCUUGGGGGCAAAAGGUGUUAAGUAAACAAUACAUGGAACAUCUAAAAACUAUUUUAGGUGAAACACAAGUAACGAUAUCUUUACACUAUAUUCAGCCAUUUAAAGUUGGAAAAAGUUCAAAAGUAAGGAAAGUUGGCAUAAAUAACGAAAAAAUUAAUAAUAUUCUAAAUCCACAUAAUACUAUUUGGUCAGUUGAAUCCGAUGGUUCGUAUAGCAAUUGGAUUGUACAGAUAACAUGUAAAAUUGCAGAAUGUCUUACAGGAUUUUAUUCUGAAAAUUUAUUCCCGAUUUGUGCGCUAAGUACUAAUUUUUGUGAGAUAAUUUUACCAAGAAUUAUUUUUCUAAUAAUUGAUAUAGAUAAAAAACACAUGUCCAGCGUAUGUUCUUGUAUUAAUGCGUUUUUUAAUUAUCAUUUUAACUAUAUGAUGGAACCAAAUACUUCUUCAUCUGUAAUGCGUAAAAAUUGUGAUCAUCAAAUUAUGCACUGUAUGUUAAAUAUUGUAAACUACAUUAGGAUACAAGUUACCGACAAUGUUCAUUUAAAGUUAAAUUAUAUGUACAUCGCUAAAGCUGCGCAAUAUUGUUCAGCAUUUUUUACUGCGAUACUAUACGCGGAAAUGUUUUGUGAAAAUAUUUUAAACGAUUACAAUAAUUUUACCAAUGUUUCAAAAAUUGAUCGCAUCUAUGAAUUGUCACCUGAAGAAGGAAAGGUGAUUCAAAAUAUUCUUCGGGACACUUACUCGAAAAUAGGUGAUUUUGACGCUAUUCAUGGUACCGGUUCCUCUCAUUUACAAGAUCAUUCCACUCGUAUACAGCAUUAUGUUCAAACUCAUGAUUGGAAGAAAGUAAUGCUCGCCCAAGAUGUUGAACUAUGUUUUGGAAACAUGACAGUAAUCAAAGAAAUGGCUAAUGGAUUACACCAGUCUGGUCUACAAUACUUACUCGGUAAUUUCAUAUCUACCAUAUCCAAAAGUGCUGAAAACAUUGAUGAAGAUAUUCAGUACGAAUGUGCUUGGCGACUUAGCAAUUGGAAUCUUUGCGAAAUGAAUCAGUUAUAUACACAAAACGAUUAUAAAUUAAAAUCGAACAUAACUGAGUGCGAUUAUCAUUUUUAUCAUUACCAGGCGCUAAAAUAUUUCCACGAAGGCAAUGAUAUAGGUGUACAAAGUGCAAUUGAAAACGCUCGCAUGAGUAUCAUCAAAGCACUCAGAAAUAUUAGUUUAGAAAGCAGUAAAACUAUAUAUGAAAGGCUGAUGCAGUUACAGUUAAUUCGCGAGAUAGAAGAAUUAAGCUUUGCUAAGCCAGAUGAAUAUGAAGCGGUGUUGGAAAAAUGGCAACAGCAAGAUAUAACAAAUUUUAACGAAUUUCAAUACCUCGAACCAAUUUUAACUCAGCGGACUAUUAUGUUUCAAAUAAACGAUACUUUGACUGAUAAUGUUAAGCUAAAGCAUGCACUGUUUAAUACAUAUUUAGAAAUUUCAAAAGUGGCAGCGGAUAAAGAAAAUUUGCAUAUCGCUACUCGUUCUCUAGCUGUCUUAGCGAAACAAAAGGACUUGCCUUCCAAAAUUCAAGAUCAAUUACUUUAUCAGGAAUCUCUAUUGGCGCGACUUAGAAAAGAUUUGGAAAUCGGACGGUUUCUGUUGCGCAAUUUAAUGCAUAAAGAAACAUUGGAUAAGAAUUUACGAGCACAAGUAUUAAGAGUUUAUGGAGAUUGGAUGGCUGAAACAAAAUCGGAAAAUCCUGAGGCUGUGAUAAAAAAGUAUUAUUUAACAUCUAUAGAUGCAAGCAUUUCUAUUAACGAACAAACUACAAAUAGUCUUAAGAAUUUACAUGACACACAAGUAGCUCUGGCUCGCUUUGCUGAUACUCAAUUUGAACAAAUAUGUUCGUAUAUGAAAUCUCCUCAAUUUGAAAGUCUGAGAGAGUGUAUUACGUACUCAGGAAGAGGAAUUAGCAUGGAUUCAGUUCCUAAAGACGAGGAUGUUCGAAAAGCUUUGAUUUUGAAUCAGAGACAAAAUAUAAAUGAUGUCGCUGAGCUAGAACGCAUACAAAAAGAAAAAGAUAAAUAUUUAAUCUUAGCGCUACGAUAUUAUUUAGCAGUACUACAACAAAGUGAAGACUAUAAUCUCUUGGUAUUUAGAGUAGUAGCACUUUGGUUAGAUAAUGUACAAACAAAAGAAGUUAACGAUUUAUUGCACGUAAAUCUCGUUAAAAUACCAUCUUUUAAAUUCAUUCCGCUUGCUCCACAAUUAGCAGCGCAUAUGAAUGACGUUUUUGAUGACUUCUCUAAGGGAAUAUAUAAAAUUAUGGAACGUUGUGCCUUGGAACAUCCGCAUCAUACAUUACCGGUACUGUUGGCAUUGAAAAACUUACAUGGCGAUUAUGAGUACAGUACAACUAAGAAAAAGAAGACUGCGGAGCCCAGAGUUCUCGGAGCUAAAAAAUUAUUACACGAAUUAAUGCAGUCAAAUAUCGAAUUGAUUUUGCGCGAAAUGGACAAGUUAUCACACUCCUUAGUUAUGUUAGCUAAUCAUACAACUUCUUCGAACAAAUCCGGCUCUAAAAUCAACAUACCUAAAAAUCAAGAAAUUUUAAAAGUUAAAAAUUUCGUAAACGUACUUGUACCAACGAUAACAAUUAAUUUAAAACCAUCCAGAAAUUACAAUGAUAUCAUUGGUAUUUCUAAAUAUGUGGAAACAUACGAAACUGUCGGAGGUGUAAAUACACCGAAAAAACUAAUUUGCAUUGGUACAGAUGGAAUUGCAAGAUAUCAGUUAGUAAAGGGAAAAGAUGACUUGCGACAAGAUGCUGUAAUGCAACAAGUUUUUAAUGUAAUGAACAUACUCUUGAAAGCUUAUAAGGAAACUAAACGAAGAAAAUUGAUGAUUAGAACUUACAAGGUUGUCCCAUUGACACAAAGAUCGGGAAUAUUAGAAUGGUGCGAGAACACGAUACCCAUCGCACUCCUAUUGACAGGUUCGAAAAAUAUUCCUGGACUUCAUGAAAAGUAUUAUCCGGAAGAUUAUUCGGCGACCGAUUGCAGGCAGAAGCUGGCAAAUGUGUCAAAAUCAUCAACUGACGUAAAAUUGGAAGUAUUUAUGAAUUGCUGUGCUCACAUGCAUCCAGUCAUGCAUUAUUUCUUUACUGAAAAAUAUCCAUCUCCUGAAACAUGGUUCGAAAGAAGAUUGGCAUAUACGCGCAGCAUAGCAACAACUUCUAUGGCGGGAUACAUCUUGGGUUUGGGAGAUAGACACUUAAGUAAUAUUUUAAUGGAUCAAACAACUGCUGAAGUAAUUCACAUUGAUUUUGGUAUAGCAUUUGAACAGGGAAAAGUGCUACCAGUUCCUGAAACUAUUCCAUUUAGACUUACGCAGAAUAUUGAAGUAGCAAUGGGUGUGUCUGGCAUAGAGGGCACAAUGAGACAUUGUUGCGAGAAAACGUUAACCGUAUUACGCGAUCAAAGACAAGUAAUUAUAACUCUGCUGCAAGUUCUUUUAUACGACCCAUUAUUUACAUGGACUGUCACGCCAGCUAAAGCGUACAAUAUGCAAAGUGGGCAUUCCUCGAGAUCGGUCGAAAUUAAUCAGUGUUCAACGAUAACUAAUAAAACAGCAGAAAGAGCUCUUCUGAGAAUCGAACAGAAACUACAAGGCACCGAGGAAGGUUUAGCAUCCAGUGUAUCUGGUCAAGUUGAACGACUUAUACAGCAAGCACGUGAUCCUGUGAAUCUCUGUCGUCUGUAUUAUGGAUGGCAACCGUAUUUAUAAUAUUUUAAUGAUCAUACAAAUUAUGAAGUAUUA